Rotaria sordida is the source of this 1572-nucleotide messenger RNA. NCBI's taxonomy places the organism in Eukaryota, Metazoa, Rotifera, Eurotatoria, Philodinida, Philodinidae. The record is from the annotation of a GenBank genome assembly.
AUGGGUACAUUUGAUGUUCAACCUGAUAAUCAUAUGAUUACUACGAGUGAAAAUACAACCAGUAGUGAUGGACAACAUGAAGAAAUUAGUUCAUUACGUGAUCAUUUUAAAGAUAAUAUUCGUAUUCUAUCAUCGAUUGGACAAUUUUCUUAUAUUUUAAAAAUUCGACCUGAUCAAUAUGAUGUUUCAUUAACAUUACAACUGGACCAAUUUUAUCCAUCAAAAGCACCUGAAAUAAUAAUAACUGCACCACGACUUACUCCUGAUCAAAUAAUACUUAUUCAACAAGUUCUUCAAUCUUAUUGUGAAACAUUACUUAAUAAACCAAUGAUUUUAUUAAUUUAUUCUCGUCUUCUUCAAUGGUUUGUUGAAAAUAAUAUUCAAACAUUAACAGUUAAUUCAACUAAUAACAAUAAUCAUGCAAAUUCAUUUGUGCCUUCUACUCAACGCUCACGUAAAAAUAGUAAAACGAAUAUUCCAUUGAUACCAGUGCAUAAUCAGAAUCGAAAUAAUCAUGUUGAUGAACAUGAUAAUGAAUACGUAAAAAGAAAUUCUAUGAAAACAGCUGAAGAUGUUAUAUCACGUAUUGAAUGGGAUGAUCGUCUUGAUAAACGAUUUUUUCGUGUUGGAUAUACUGAUCGUUUUCUUGGUUUACAAGAAAAAUCAUUUAAUGAUUUCGAUUUUAAAGUUGAUUUAUCGACAGUGAGUGAUCGACAUUCAAAUGUACUUGCAAUACCCAAACAUCGAAUACAAUAUUUUAAAUAUCAUAAUGAAAUUGUUUGGGAUAAAGAAACACGAACUGAUUUAAUGUUUGGUUCAACUGGAAAUCAACAAACAAUAUAUGAUGUUAUUAAAAGACAUGAAAAUAACACGGAAAAUAAUUAUUCAUCAUCAAUAUCUAAUGAUAAUGAUACUAUCGAAGAUGUUGAUGUUAAUAUUCCUCCACCACGUUAUUUAACAAUAACUGAUGGUGCAUAUAAACCAAAUUAUUUUCUUUCGAUACCUAUUACAGAUCAAACAUUUAUUACUAAUUAUAUUGCAUAUCAAGAACGUUUACUUUCAUCUUACCCAUCACUUUUGUCUUCCCAUACAACUUCAUCGAAUCUUCAUUUAACAUUAUUAACAUUACAUAUUGAUACAUCAUCACAAAUUGAACAAUGUAUAACACUGUUAAAAUGUCUUCAGAAUGAAAUUCAUCAUCAUUGUUCAUAUCCAGAAGAUAUUUGUUUAGAAUUUAAUGGUAUAGAUACAUUUUAUGAUAAAAUCUUAUAUAUAAAAUGUCAAAAAAAUCAACGAUUAGAAAAUUUACGUUCAUUAAUUGUUCAACGUUUUAGUGAAGAACAACAAAAACAAAAUAUAAAUAAUGUUUUUUUUGCUGGAAAUUAUUAUGAAUUUAUUCCACAUAUAACAUUACUUAAAUGUAAACGAAAAUUUUCGUCUAUAUAUCAAAAUGAAACUAAAGAAAUUAAUUUUGGUAAACAAACAAUUCAUUCUUUACAAUUAUGUUCAAUUGGUAAACAAGAACAUGAAGAACAAAAAAAUAAUUGUGUAUUUCAACUUAAUUUGAGUUAG